UGCCAUUGAAAACAAGCCGCUCUUCUCUGCGCUUUAGACGCGAACGCGGCGCUGACAUGUCCCGCGCGCGAGGGGGGUGACGCGGGCACGGUCCCCGCAGCGGCGCGUGCGGAACAGAGAGCGGCGCGGUCCCGAGCGUCACACGCAACAGCGACUCCCUCCCCGAAAGUCUCGGGCCUCGCGCUCCGACAUGAAACUCGCCUCCGAUUGACGUCACCGAGCCAUCUCUGUCCGGCUAAUCCGAGGCGGCUGCUCCCAUCACGCCUUCAUUACCGCACAGGGCUCUGACCGCGCCGGGCUCCGCUCCACAGCCUCCCAGGUGCCGCGUCGUAGAAGUAGGCCGAGCUGAUAAUACAAAAUACAAAAAUAAGAGAGAAUAAAACCAGCGCGGGGUUUCUCUGUAGCGAAGGGGUACGCCAUCUCAGUGGGAGACACGAGCCAGUGCUCCUCCUCGGCUAUAUAGGCAGGGGAGCGCCACGACAACCAACCAACGGCUGCCAGAGGCUAGAGAGGAGCGCAGAAGGCACAUCCACAUCCACCUGCCACUCGCCUCGCCCGCGCUCACGCUCGCCAGUCCGGCUCUCAGCACCGCCGUCGAACCAGCCCGAUACCACAAGCAUGUCUGCCCCAGCAGCUGGAGCCCCCGGAGCAGAGGGAGGGAAUCAACCUCCCAACCUCACCAGCAACCGCCGUCUGCAGCAGACACAGGCACAAGUGGAUGAGGUGGUGGACAUCAUGCGUGUAAACGUGGACAAGGUUCUGGAGCGUGAUCAGAAGCUGUCAGAGCUGGACGACAGGGCCGACGCCCUGCAGGCUGGAGCGUCUCAGUUCGAGACCAGCGCUGCAAAACUGAAGAAUAAAUACUGGUGGAAGAACGCCAAGAUGAUGAUUAUCCUGGGUGUGAUAUGUGUGAUUGUCCUCAUCGUCAUUAUUGUGUACUUCAGCACCUAAGAAGAGUCCGUCCUACCCCAGUCUGAUCCCAGCGUCCUUGCUACAAAAAUGAAAAAACCCUCAAAUUGAUGACAAAAUUAACCACAGAAAAUUAAUGUACUAUAUAUAUAUACAUAUAUAUAUAUGUAUCUCUCCCUGGUUAGCCUCGAUAUAACACCCCUAAACCCCUUCAGGGCCCCAUGGCUCCCCCACUUCCACCACCUCCCCGCCGGACCCCUGUCAAUAUUUGUCCUGUGAGUGUGUGGCCCCGUCUCCUUUCUGGGUCCUCUCGGCUUUUCUAACCCGCCGUGCCGAGAACCAAACACUUGUGGCGAUGCAACAACAGAAAAGGAAACAACGAUUGGCGAUAAUUGUUACAUAACUGAUAUAUAUAUAGUUCUUUGUAGAGUUUUAUUCUGAUAUAUAUACUGUUUUGUAGGUGUGUGUGCGUGUGUAUGUGUGUGUGUGCAUUUUGUAUUUUUUAAUUUUUGUAUUAAUUUUACGUAUUGCUUCAGCGUUAACUACUGCCUAAUAAUCAAAGUGUGCAUCUUGCAUGUUCUCAUCAUCCGUCUGUCCCCCGGCUUAUUCUCUCUCUCUCUCUUUGGUGUAUUUUUGCACAGUGGAGUCGGUCUCCGUUUAGCUAACGAAAUACUGAUUCAUUUGCAGAUCCAUCUGUAUCACUCGUGUCCACUGAUAAGCCAGAGGGCUAAAACUUGAGCCGAGAAAAAAUGUCAUGAAGUUACAGAAAUCGGUGCUUCUCCUCAGACAAAACGGCCCCCAGAACUCCCCAGGUUACUGCGGCUGCACAUUUCUAUAACUUGAUGCCUUCGAACGUUCAAGUCUUAGCUUCUUUAAUGACUUCUCUCAGAGAGUUAUCGCUCGUUGAUAUUGAUCAACCGUACAAAAAAAAUGCAUGAAUCGUCAAACUAAUCCCCAGUAACCAUCUUCCCCAGUUCUUUCCACCUGACCCUCCGAAUUAUCGGGGUCAUUUCUCCACAUUUCGUUGACAUCAACUGUAAUAACUUUCAUCUCACGACUCUUUAACUCUUCUGUCUCUCCGCAUGCUUUGAACACCUCGACCUCUUCUACUAAUUUCAAAACUGCCAUAGUACCAGAUGGACCAAUGUCUGUAGAUGUUUGUUUUUUAUUUAAAUGUUACGUAGUGUCUUAUUUCGAAAACAUUCCUUCAUUGCAGUCUAGUGCAAAUGCUAUUACUGUAGCACAUGUAAUUGUAAGUAUCUUUAAAAAAAAAAAUAAUAUACAUGCGAUGAAACUUGUCGAAAACGUUGGUCAUACAAACCAUAGGAAGAAAAAAAAAAGUUAUAGUUAAUAGCUGUAAGGGUUAGUUAUGGAUAGACGGGAUUAGACUUUCAGUCUUUCCAAAUUAUUAUUAUCUUUUUCUAAUGUCCGUGGUGUUAUCCGAACAUCACACUUGCGGUAUACUGUGGAGAUGUUAUUAAAUGAUAAAAGGUGGAUAUGUGCUUACCAAACAAUUCUUAUGCCAGGGGAUACAAACAGGGCCAUUGCAUAAAUUGCCAGUUGCUUAAGUUGCAUCAAAAAGUUGAUUCUCUCUGGCCCAUUACCUAUGUCAACACUGAAAAGCCUUAGUCUCCAGUCACCUUCGUUAGUUACUGUAGUUUUCUUGCAGUCAGACACGCCCUCACACUUUUCAGUUUAGUGUCGCAGGAGUGGCUGACUGCAGAAAAGGAAAAUAUAAUGCACAAAACAACCUUGUUUUUGAUGGCGCUGUCUAGCUGGUCGAUAGCCUGGCCAAAGCAGAUCCUCCUGCAGCAAAACCUCUCCACACGAAGAGCACAGAGACAAAUGAGAAAAAAAUGACACUUCAGCCUUAAUUUGCAAAUCCAGGAACAGGGACAGAGGCUAUCAUGAGGGAAAAAUGUCAAAUUCACAGUUGAGUUAUUAUUUUUGGGGCGGUCCGUUAACUUCGGGGUAAGUUAGUGACGAGAAAUGGGAGAAGCAAUUGUUUCCUGACGAAGAGUGUCCUGCCAGUGCAGUGGUUCUGUCUCAGUGUUUCUCCCUAUAGUUAAGGCCUUUUUUUCUUUUUCUUUUUUGAAUACAAUAGAUUCUAUUUUUUAUUAUAGUAUAUUUUUGUGUGAAACAGACAGGUGAAGAGGAAAGUGUGCGAUCAGUACCACUUUGCCGCCAACAGCGGCGAGCUCCUCUUUGCCUCUUGGUCUGCUGUGUUUUUUGUAAUUCAGCUCCAUGUGUUAUACACUGCCAAACAACAAGGGGAGAGGCUUCGAUUGUUACUGCAGUUAUUUCUUUUCAUCGGUGCCCGCACUGGUUUGGUCUUGACUUAUUGUUUGACUUCUUUUCUUGGCGUCCUCUCCUGUGUGUCUUUUCUACCCCCCCUUUUCGGCUACUUCAUGAGCAGGAGAGCACUUGGUUUUUAAUGGUUCGGUCAAAGUCAGGCCUCGAUGGGAAGACACACACCUCAAAGGUCUGUUUAUUCACAGGGGUUUGCCUGUGGUUUGAUGCGUUAUCUGAUCAAAUUAGGUUUUUCGUGAAAAGGGAGGAUUGAAGGGUCUGAAGUGAUAACAGGAUGAGACCCAGCUCCUGCUUUGCUGGAUUUGUCAAUGGUCAUAAAAUGUAUCAAUUCAGCUGUUAGAAGGUGGAGUACAGGCUGUGGUCACCAGAAGGCUGUAGAGACCACGAAUCAGCUGCAAUAUUCCUGAUCAAGUGCGUGUCAAGCCUAAGUAGCCUCGCCUCUCUUCUAACUUUCUAUCUUCCCCACGUGCUGAGUGGACCAGCCCGGCCCCCUUUACUCAACCCAGUGAUUCAGAAUCCUACAGUGUGUGUGUGUGUGUGUGUGUGUGUGUGUGUGUGUGUGUGUGUGUGUGUGUGUGUGUGUGUGUGUGUGUGUGUGUGUGUGUGUGUGUGUGUGUGUGUGUGUGUGUGUGUGUGUGUGUGUGUGUGUGUGUUAGAAUAGCUCUGUCUCUGGAAUAUCCCUGGUUUAUCCCGACAGAUUAGGCCGCUUAAAUCUCAGAGUGAGGGCACGUUGUUACCUUGACCACUUGAAGUACACGAGCAGAGAGGUCGCAGAUCUGCCAGCCGGUCCUGUCGGGACGAAGGACCCCCGACCCCGACGAGCCAACUCUUCCUCCCUGCUUCCCCGACAUGUUUUCCCUCUAAAAUAAGAGCGAGAUUAGACUGCAGAAGAUUACCAAAGACCAGAUUUCCAUGCUUACGCUGCCAACUGCCAUCAAAAACAAGCACAGAGAAACAGGUUACUCGAGCUGUCCUGGUCUGUGUUAAACAGCUUAUGCCCUUAAUGAAAAUCUAUCCACAAUUACAGGACCUUUUAACGAUCACACACCGUUCGUACGGUGUGCCAGUUUGGCUUGUGAGUGUGCCAUUAUGCAAGUUAAACCAAAAACAUAGGGACCGCACGCUUCAAAUAAGACAAAGACAGUCUCCCCACCAUGUGUAUCCAGGUCCGAAGAGCCUCUUCGAUCUGGAACAGGUUUUUAGACACAUGAUCCUAUAACUAAUAAUAGCACAACUCUUCUUUUUUUCUGUCUCCAUAGUGCUGCUAAGUUUUAAAAACGAAAAGACAUGUCAAACAAACUACAGCUAUUAGACAUAAACCAAGAAAAAUAUUGUAUAAAAAAAAAAAAACUACAUUGUUUGGUGUUGUAAUAUGGGGGUGUUUUGGGGGGUAGGGGGGUCCUAUAUCCUCAGGUUUAAAGGUUUUAGCAAUUUACCAAAAUAUAUAUAUGAGGACAAAAACUAUAUUAGAAAAUUGUAAAUUGUUUUUUUUUUGACAAUAGAAAAACCAUUAUGAGGUUACGAAGGUGGUCCUUUUAGCCACACAGUGGACUGAAGUGAAGCAACACUACUGAUUGGGGUAGGACUUCUGUGUCAUCCGUUAAUCCAAUUGUUGUCCUGUGAGCGCUCAAACCAACUUGGUCACGGUGUUGAAAAUGAAGUGAGCGCUCUUCUUUUUUUUCUGUUGCUUUGCUGUCUGUUUGAAAUGAAGUGCGCAUAUAUUUUAACACCGUGGCACUUUUUUUUUUUUCCCCUGUUGUGAUUCGAAGAUUGUGGAGGGAUGGGAACACGUAAUUUCGAUGGAGAAUAUUGUUUUACGUCAACCUCGAGAAUUGUUCAGUGAUCUCAACUAAAAGCUGCGUUCAGGUCAUUCGGUGGUCAUCCGCAAUGCAAAGUUGCCAAUUCUUUCCCUCCCGGGUUCGAAUUACAACCGAUGAGCUUGUGAUUCAAACUUGGAAGGACCCAAGCGGAAAAGGAAGAGAGCAACAGAGGCUAUGAAAUCUUCAACAAAGCGUUGUUUGAUAUGUACAAUGUGGGGAAUGUUCCCCUGACGCUUCCUGUUAGCACCUAAUGGGAUGAACGCAGCACGAGGAGGGAACCUUAUGAGUCGCUGAAUGUUCCCUAGAUGGCUGUAAACAUGUAAUAUUCAACUUCACACAUCAAAUGUUUUAUUUUGAACCAAAAUGUUGUUUUUUCUUUUGCAUCAAUUUGGUAAUAACUCCAGAUGUCACUGAAUUGUUUGUGUGUAAGCACUGAUGGGUAAAGGUAAAGUAAAUGGGGGGUUAAUGUGGGGGGGAAAGUAUUUUUACCUUCAAUUGUCCAGAAUGCUUAGAAUGAUUCUACAGUUUACAUCAGAUUGCUGUUUGUAUCUAUGAGAUAUAUAUUUUUUGUUUGAAACUGUUUAUUUUUGAGGAGAGUUUUUGAUUUCUCUUUGGGACUGGGGUACCUGGGAUUGGAGGUCCAUAUUGCCCCUGUUUGUCUGGCCUCACAGGAGGGACAGGACCGGAGGAUCAUGGUCAAUGUGCCCAGUUUGAUCGGAUUUCUUUCUUUUUUUGGUUUUGCUUUUUAUUUAUUGAUAGAUUUAUUGUGCUGUCAUUUGGUAUGGGAUUAGAAACUAAACAAGGUUGACUCGACGUAAAGGAGAGGAGACUGAAUGAAAAAUUAAAGUGCAUAAAAUAAUUGUAGUGUAAAUCUAUCAAUGUCUUAUUAUAUUGAUGAACAUCAUGAAAUAUAUGUAUAUUGGAAAAACA
Scophthalmus maximus (turbot) is the source of this 5969-nucleotide messenger RNA. It is a transcript of the gene vamp2, whose product is annotated as vesicle-associated membrane protein 2. The transcript is spliced from 5 exons. Gene Ontology annotation, cellular component: plasma membrane; SNARE complex. Gene Ontology annotation, biological process: vesicle fusion; SNARE complex assembly; vesicle-mediated transport. The record is from RefSeq and is a predicted model, not a curated record. The coding region runs from base 619 to 951 and encodes 110 amino acids. Gene Ontology annotation, molecular function: SNAP receptor activity; syntaxin-1 binding. NCBI's taxonomy places the organism in Eukaryota, Metazoa, Chordata, Actinopteri, Pleuronectiformes, Scophthalmidae.